AUGUUUCAAAGCCUGAUUGAGAGCAGCAUAGACGUCACUGACGCAUCAGUGUAUUCUGGGAUUUGCACUGAGAUCUUUAAGCAGGAAUCUGUGAUUCAUCAGAGGAAAGUCUACAGCUUCAUUCAUCUGAGCGUUCAGGAGUUUCUCGCUGCUUUCUAUCUGCUUUACUGCUGUUUAACAAAGAACAAGAAAACACUGCGUGAAUUCAGAUUAAACAGAUCUUAUAAAGUCUCUCUGUAUGAUCUACUAACAUCAGCAGUAGAUAAAGCUGUUGAGAGUAAGAAUGGACAUCUGGAUCUGUUCCUGCGGUUCCUGCUGGGCGUCUCACUGGAGUCCAAUCAGAGACUCUUACAGGAUCUACUGACACACACCGAGAACAGCUCAGAGAGCAUCAGCAGAACCACACAGUACAUUAAAGAGAAGAUCAAAUAUGAUCCUGAUGAUGAUGAUGGUGGUGGUGAGCUGUAUGUAGAUAAAAUUGAUCUGCUUAAGAAAAAACAACAAAAGGGACACAAAAAAAUAAAUCUAGAUGGUAAUCUCUCAGCUGGUGAAUCCAUCAAUCUGUUCCUCUGUCUGCUGGAAGUGAAAGAUCAGACUCUGUUCAGAGAGAUUCAGGAGUUUGUGAAAUCGGACAAACACACAGAGAAACUCUCUGCUGCUCACUGCUCAACAAUCUCCUACAUGAUUCAGAUGUCAGAGGAGCCACUGGAUGAACUGGACACCAUGAAAUACAACACAUCAGCUGAGGGGAGAAGAAGACUGAUACCAGCUGUGAUCAACUGCAGAAAAGCUCUGUUGAGAUAUUGUGACGUCACAGAUGAAGGUUGUUCUGCUCUGACUUCAGCUCUGAGAUCAAACCCCUCACACCUGAGAGAACUGGAUCUGUCUGAGAAUAAAAUAAGAGAUUUGGGAGUGAAGCGUCUCUGUGCUGGACUGGAGGAUCCUCACUGUAAAUUGGAGAAACUGUGGUUGAGAGAUUGUGGCGUAACAGAUGAAGGUUGUUCUGCUCUGGCUUCAGCUCUGAGAUCAAACCCCUCACACCUGAGAGAACUGAAUUUGUCUCGGAAUAAACUACGACUAUCAGGAGUGAAGUUACUCUCUGAUCUGAAAGAUGAUCCACGUUAUAAACUGGAGAUAUUAUACUACUGACUCUCAGUAUUUAGACGUCAGUUCAGUUUCCUCAGGAUCAGCUGAUGGUGAAUAAGAGCCGCUACAGGAAUCAGUGAUGUGAAGUUAAAUGAAUGCAUGGAAGUGUAAUGUGUGGAGCAGUGUUGAUGAACAGAAGAAACAAGCUUCAAGGAAACUGAACAAAUCCAGC
This is a messenger RNA of Carassius auratus (goldfish), 1318 nucleotides long. RefSeq names its product NACHT, LRR and PYD domains-containing protein 3-like. The record is from RefSeq and is a predicted model, not a curated record. Gene Ontology annotation, molecular function: protein binding. The transcript has 5 exons. The coding region runs from base 1 to 1149 and encodes 382 amino acids. NCBI's taxonomy places the organism in Eukaryota, Metazoa, Chordata, Actinopteri, Cypriniformes, Cyprinidae.